Owenia fusiformis is the source of this 1377-nucleotide messenger RNA. The record is from the annotation of a GenBank genome assembly. NCBI's taxonomy places the organism in Eukaryota, Metazoa, Annelida, Polychaeta, Sabellida, Oweniidae.
GAAGGGGAGGUGUAUAGCUGGGGACAUAAUGGCUAUUGUCAGCUUGGUAAUGGUAGCACCAACCAAUGUACAACACCAACUCAUGUUACAACCAACUUACAAGGCAAAGUGGUUGUUCAAGUGGCUUGUGGGAGUCACCAUUCCUUGGCUUUAACAAGUGAAGGAGAGGUUUUUGCCUGGGGACAGAAUAAUUGUGGCCAGGUUGGAUCUGGCUCAACCACAAAUCAACCUGCCCCCCGUAAAGUAACAGCCUGUCUGGGAGGGAAGAAGGCUGUUAGAAUAGCUUGUGGGCAGACGUCAUCCAUGUGUGUUUUGGAGAAUGGGGAUGUAUAUGGCUGGGGAUACAAUGGAAAUGGUCAGUUAGGAUUAGGAAAUAAUGUCAACCAGCCAAAUCCAGUGAAAGUCCAGGGCCUCACUGGUGUAUUUAUCAUAUCUGUUGUUUGUGGUUAUGCCCAUACUAUGGCUCUAUCUGAUGAGGGAACCCUAUAUGCCUGGGGCACAAAUGCUUAUGGUCAGCUUGGCACUGGAAACAAGGCCAAUCAAGUGGCACCUGUUACUAUAGCAACUGAAAAAGAAAGAUUUGUUGAAGUAGGUGCUUCACACUAUAACCAUAUAUCAUGUGGGAUUACACAAAAGGGGAAGGUUUACAUGUGGGGUCAAUGUCGGGGUCAGUCCAUUACAUUACCCAUGGCGACACCUUUUCACAGUCUCCAUGACGUCUUUGCAGCUUUUGGAUCACCAGCCGUCACUUGGACUCCAUUGAAAAUAGAUCACAUUGAAGGUUGCAAAACAUUGGAAAGUCUGAAGAAAGCAUUUGAUGACCCAACCCUAAGUGACAUCAGUUUCUCAGUUGAGAAUAAACAGAUCCAUGUCCAUAAAUCCAUUUUGAAGAUAAGAUGUGAGCAUUUUAGGUCAAUGUUCCAGUCCCAUUGGGGAGAGGAUUGUAAAGACACCAUUGAGAUCACCCAGUUUUCCUAUGUAGUAUACAGGGCAUUCUUGCAGUACUUAUACACUGACAAAGUAAACCUCUCUCCUGAAGAUGCCAUAGGUCUCCUAGAUCUGGCCAACUCAUACUGUGAGAUUGAACUUAAGCACCAAUGUGAGAAGAUCAUAAAACAAGGCAUAAGUGUGGAAAAUGCCGCAAUGUUGUAUGCUGCUGCAGUGAAAUAUGAGGCAGAGAGUCUCCAAGAAUUCUGCUUUAAGUUCUCACUGAACCACAUGACAGCAAUAACACAGACUGAGGCUUUCUGCAAAUUGGAUGAAAUAACAGUGAAAGACUUCAUCACAAAGGCUGCGCAGGCAGGAGCCUUUAAAUAUUAGCACUUGAGUGUACUUAAGUAAUGACAGUUCCAGACUGAGACCAUAUAGAGUCUUUAA